UCCUCCUAGCCUGAACAUCCAUGAUUUGACCCAACUGCGAUACUGCCGAACCGCUUGACUCUUUGGUUGGAUCCUCUGGGAUUGUAGUCUAUGGGCCUGUGAACGACCUGCAAGCCCAGCCUUAUCUAUGCAAAUCAGAUCGUGGUGCCAGCCAUAACCCACCGUGAAGAUGGACGAAGAAACCAACUCGACCACUCCCAUUUCAACGCCGGGCACCAGGUCGUCCGGCAAUGUCGACCGCCUUCCAGCCGCUGCAGAGGCGGAUCUUGCCUCUCCUCUGAGCUCGUCACCCCUCGACGCCGAGAUCCUCGAUUCCCCAACCCUCAGCGCCACGACGCCCAAGAGCCACAGGCUGUCAAGGAAUCCGUCCUUCUCCGGCAGCAGCAGCACCUACCAAGAUGACUGGGACACGCUGCCGCCGCUUGAUCGAUUGACCGUCCUCGACCUCCUGGACAACUUUGCCCUGCCGCAGCAGCUCGAGAAGCUCCAGAGGGGCAUUUCCGCCCAGACCGACAAGGUUCGACGAUCAAGAGAUGCCUUCAAAUCCAAGACCCAGCUGGCCCGCGACCGAAUGGUGGAAGAAUGGAGGCGACGCGUCCCCUCGGCCGACGAGCAGCUCGAGCGAUACAGGAAGCGCAUGAGGGAGCGAGUUGAGAAGCUCGGCAAGCAAUGGAACAAUACCAAGGCCAUCAGCCUCCGAGAAAAGAUAUCCUUCAUUUGCGGCGUUAUGAACAUCUUUGCAAGCGGAUACCUUAUGGGUGGUUUUCCUGAAUGGUUCCACAUCUGGUAUACUGUCCAGCUCAUAUACUUUAUGCCCAUCCGUAUCUUCACCUACAAGCGCCGUGGAAUGCACUACUUCUUGGCCGACCUCUGCUAUUUUGUCAAUGUGCUGCUUUUUCUCAGUCUGUGGGCCUUUCCCCAAUCGAAACGGCUCUUCACGGCGGCGUACUGUCUCUCUUAUGGCAACAAUGCUGUGGCAAUCAUCAUGUGGCGUAACUCCCUGGUAUUCCACAGCUUUGACAAAGUCACAUCUCUCUUCAUACACAUCAUGCCGUGCGCUACGCUCCACUGCGUUGUGCACCUCUACCCGCCUGCAGAACAGAUGAUACGGUUCCCAGCCAUCUACGCCAUCAAGUAUUCGGUCCCUGGAUCGCCGACGGCGUAUGCCAAUGUCUUCUCCAUGCUUGCGUGGAGCACCCUCCCCUAUGCAAUCUGGCAACUAAGCUACUACUUCUUCAUCACUGUGCGCCGAAGAGACAAGAUUGCUGCUGGCCGUCUCACGUCCUUCACCUGGCUUCGAAGAUCCUAUGCCAAGACCUGGAUUGGCAAAUUCGUCCUCGCCCGCCCUGCCGCGCUGCAAGAGCCCACGUUUAUGAUAAUUCAGUACUUUUACGCUGUGCUCACUAUCCUCCCCUGCCCGCUCUGGUUCCUUAGCCGAUGGGCUUCCACCGUAUUCCUCCUCGUUGUGUUUGGCUGGAGUAUCUACAACGGUGCCACCUUUUACAUCGAUGUUUUUGGCAAGCGCUUCCAGAAAGAGCUCGAGGCGAUGCGAGCAGACGUCAUCAAGUGGCAGAGCAACCCAGAGACGCUGCUCCAGUCUCCUCAUAUGACUCCGGUGCAAGGUGGCACAAGUUUAGACGCACAGUUGGCGGCUUCGCCUCUGGCACCGUCACCAAUGCGACCGACUGCCGGAAAGGAUCGAACUACGAGCCUGGACCAUAUACCCAUGCUGGAUGAGACUUCCAAGGUCAGCGCAACUGGAGUGGACAGAGGAGACGAAGGCGUGGCGAGGGAACGGAAAGUAGGCGAAGAUUAAGAAUACUGUUUUGAUUUUCUUUGUUUUGGGAAUCUAAUGGGGGUUUGUAUAAGGGAAGAAGGGAGAUAAGGAGAGGCGGUUGUUGUUGUUGUUGUUGUUGUUGUUGUUGGCGAUGGAAGAGAAGGGGGAAUUGGAAAGUCAAGUGUUGGCAGUCACAACGUCUUUAAUGUCAAGAGCCCGUGAAAUAAACAGUAAAUGAAUGAUAUACGGUAGGCGGAACGUUAUGGGGCCGGGUUUCUUUUAAUAUAUCUAUCUUUUUGGGGGGGAGUGUUGGAAUGAUAUCCUCGUAAGUCUUGUCUUAUUUUGGUUUUUGGUUUUUGGGUUUCUAUCGAGGCCUUCUUUUCUUUAUUUUUUUCAUUUCCUUUCUUUUCUUUAUAACGACUCGGAUAUGGGAAUGAGUGAGCGUAUUAGCUUUAGUAACAGGAGAACUUGAGCGGUUUGUUUGCAUUUGAAUACUAGAUACUACUGGCUAUUUCAUCAUCUUUGUCAUCUUUAGGUAGUAUAAUGAUUAUGACUUUAUACACCUUACAUCACCGUUCACACCGAUUGCAAAUUAUCAAGACGUAG
Messenger RNA from Trichoderma atroviride IMI 206040, 2383 nucleotides. RefSeq lists its product as uncharacterized. Gene Ontology annotation, biological process: phosphatidylcholine biosynthetic process. NCBI's taxonomy places the organism in Eukaryota, Fungi, Ascomycota, Sordariomycetes, Hypocreales, Hypocreaceae. The record is from RefSeq and is a predicted model, not a curated record.